Messenger RNA from Mycena citricolor, 936 nucleotides. NCBI's taxonomy places the organism in Eukaryota, Fungi, Basidiomycota, Agaricomycetes, Agaricales, Mycenaceae. The record is from the annotation of a GenBank genome assembly.
CUUGGAUGUGGACUGUGUUGGACCCAUGCACGCAAACAUGUCAUUGACCCGCUGUCCGCUUGUCGGAGGAGGACUUCACAGCCACCUGUCAUUUCUGUCAUUCUCCCUCACUCUAUCUCCGCAUGCGGAGCUGACUGAACCGACACGUGGAAUCCUGAAUACGCUCUCACACACACUCUCCCUAGCUGGAACGCCUCUCACCUCUCACUCUCACCAUGUCCGAUCCCGUCGCCGAAAAGUCCAGCUUCCUCAAGAUGUACAUGAGCAACCAUCCCGAUACGCUCGUCGCGUACGCCAAGUGGUACGGCCAUGUCCAAGAGCCCAUCACCAGCGCCGAGAUGUCGGAGAUCAGCACCAAGAACAUGCUGCUCACGUGCACGUUCAAGGACGGCAGCAAGAGAGAGGUGCGCGUCGAGCUCAAUCCGCCGCUCGCGGGGUACGAGGACGUCAAGCCCCGGCUGCUCGAGAUGAAGGCCAUUGCCCAGGAGGGGCUCGGCAUGAUCAAGUCGCCCGUGCUGUCCACCUUCGUCUUCCCCCGCGACGCGCUCACGACGACGUUCUUCCCGAUCCUCGCGCUCAUCGGCUACACCUGGGCCCCCAAGGACAGCCCGUCGCCCGUCUUCGCCGUCGCGCGCCUCCUCCACGAGUGGGGCGUGCGCGGCCUCGUCCUACAGGGCAUCUGGGGCUUCCUGUGCGUCGCCCACAGCCUCGAGGCGAUGUACAUCUUCAACCUCGCCCGCAAGCACGCGGGGAACUUCGCCGUGGGGGCGGGGUAUGUCUUUGGCACCUUGGUGUUUGGGUUCCCCUUCAUGUUUGCGUUCCGGGGACGGAUCCAGGCGGCGCGUAUCGAUUCUGUCAUGAAGAUCCAGUGAUCCUUUCAGAUGUGAUCAGGUCUUGUAUCUCAAUCUGUCUCAAUAUAUUCGCGAUUCGAAGUCA